AUGUUCAAGUAUCGGAUCCGCAUGUUUUUUAAUGAACUGAAAGUCUUGGUGUUUAUGCGAUCCGAUUCGAGACAGUCCGGCUCAGACACAGAGAGACGGUCCACCACCACCACCAUGCGAGGUCUGGGGAUGGGCGGCUGCGGUUGGCCGCCUUUCGUCGACUGCCAUUCCCGGGAUGAUGAGGAGGAGUACUACGGCAGCGACCCGCGGCCCCGGAGCCUGGCGUUUGAGGACAAGGAGCCCAAGCUUCAAGUGGGCCUGGACGCCGUGUCUCUGGCCAGCACCGCGAGCAGCCUGCGGACCCCCCAGUGCCGGAUCUGUUUCCAAGGCCCCGAGCAGGGUGAGCUGUUGAGCCCCUGCCGCUGUGACGGCUCUGUGCGCUGCACCCAUCAGCCCUGCCUCAUCCGCUGGAUCAGCGAGAGGGGCUCCUGGAGCUGUGAGCUCUGCUACUUCAAGUACCAGGUCCUGGCCAUCAGCACCAAAAACCCUCUGCAGUGGCAGGCCAUCUCUCUGACGGUGAUAGAGAAGGUGCAGAUAGCCGCCAUUAUCCUGGGUUCCCUGUUCCUCAUCGCCAGCAUCUCCUGGCUCAUCUGGUCCUCCCUCAGCCCCUCGGCCAAGUGGCAACGUCAGGACCUGCUCUUCCAAAUCUGCUACGGCAUGUACGGCUUCAUGGAUAUCGUCUGCAUAGGCCUCAUCAUCCAUGAGGGCUCAUCAGUGUAUCGAAUCUUCAAACGAUGGCAGGCUGUCAAUCAGCAGUGGAAAGUACUGAACUAUGAGAAAUCAAAGGACUUGGGCGACCCGGUGAGUUCGAGCAGCAAGGCCGGGGCUCGAGGCUCUCGCAGUAACCCCCACGGCCUCGCCAGCAGCAGCGCCGGCCGACAGAGCAGGAGGCUAAGAACUAUUCUGAACCACCACUGUGGAUACACCAUCUUGCACAUCCUGAGCCAACUGAGGCCCAACGACCCGCGGAUCAGCGCCGCCGCCAACCGGGAGGUGGUGAUGAGGGUCACCACCGUAUGA
Messenger RNA from Scomber japonicus (chub mackerel), 1020 nucleotides. RefSeq names its product membrane-associated ring finger (C3HC4) 9 (gene marchf9). Lineage: Eukaryota; Metazoa; Chordata; Actinopteri; Scombriformes; Scombridae. The transcript has 4 exons. Gene Ontology annotation, biological process: protein ubiquitination. The record is from RefSeq and is a predicted model, not a curated record. Gene Ontology annotation, molecular function: ubiquitin-protein transferase activity; zinc ion binding. Bases 1 to 1020 code for a protein of 339 amino acids.